Messenger RNA from Dipodomys ordii (Ord's kangaroo rat), 756 nucleotides. It is a transcript of the gene Cnih4, whose product is annotated as cornichon family AMPA receptor auxiliary protein 4. Gene Ontology annotation, biological process: vesicle-mediated transport. NCBI's taxonomy places the organism in Eukaryota, Metazoa, Chordata, Mammalia, Rodentia, Heteromyidae. The transcript has 3 exons. The coding region runs from base 249 to 614 and encodes 121 amino acids. The record is from RefSeq and is a predicted model, not a curated record.
AGGCGCUCUACCACUGAGCCACCUUCCCAGCCUAGGAACUGCUUAUAAAAGGCAGUAAGCAACAGCAACAAAACACCCUGACAGUAAGGACAAACAACAAACGUCGCGUAGGACGGCCAAUCGACUUCCGGAAGCAGAACUGCCCACAGCGAGUAGGUCGGAGGCCCCGCCCGUGGGUGGGCAGAGCCGCAGCACUUCCCAGCGAGGACCCGGGACGGCUGCCUUCCCGACGGACUACAACUCCCAGCAUGCCGCGGGGCUGCCCCACGCCCCGCAGGCCGGGAGCGGGACGGACGCCGGCCUAUGAGGCUGUGCGGACCCGCGCAGGUUUGACGGGAGGAGCGGCGGCGGCGGAGGAUGGAGGCGGUCGUGUUCGUCUUCUCUCUCCUAGAUUGCUGCGCGCUCAUCUUCCUUUCGGUCUACUUCAAUGUGUGUCCUUCAUCAGGUUCAUUAUGGUGCCAAGUGGUAACAUGGGAGUGUUUGACCCAACAGAGAUACACAACCGAGGGCAGCUAAAGUCACAUAUGAAAGAGGCAAUGAUCAAGCUUGGUUUCCACUUGCUCUGUUUCUUCAUGUAUCUUUAUAGCAUGAUUUUAGCUUUGAUAAAUGACUGAGGGUGCAGAAGCUACAGUUGAAGUCAACCCACACUACACAACAUCUUUAGAACUGUAACCAUACCAGUAUAUAUUUUCGUCUUUGAACAAAAUACCUAUUUUUGCUGUAUUUUUACCAUAUAAAGUAUUUGAAAAACAUGAA